AUGGUUGGUGGUCACCAAAUCGAGGAAGGGCCGAUGAUAAAAGUACGUGACAACUACCUGUCGGACGCAGCACGUGAGAGGCUUGGAGACGCGUUGUCCGAUUCACUUCUUAACCUUACCACCGAUCUACGCUCCCCAUUUGCUGCUUUCCUAUUAUCUUUACAACUCGUAUGCAAUAUAGCCAGGAUUUUUGACUUCCGACUGCCUUAUCUGUUGACCUAUCGUGAUGUUGCUUUGAGAGAGCGGUGGAGUCGUGAACUCCUCGAUAAUGACUGGUUCAAAUUCUGUCAGUCAGUGCUGUCACUAGGUCUUCAUUUGGGAAUGCCACCGGAAAAUCUUCACUUCAACUAUCCUCAUUCGAAUAUCAUUGAACAAGCACGAUUCCCCCAUCCAGUCAUAUUAGCUAGCAGUCAUCGUUUUGAGAUUAACGAAAACUUGGCUCGAGUAAAUGUCCACGAUAGAGAAUUGAUUUCUGAAUGGGAUAUUUGCGAAGAUCUCGACAUGUGA
Cooperia oncophora is the source of this 507-nucleotide messenger RNA. NCBI's taxonomy places the organism in Eukaryota, Metazoa, Nematoda, Chromadorea, Rhabditida, Trichostrongylidae. The record is from the annotation of a GenBank genome assembly.